AUGGAGGAGUAUCCAGCCCACUGGAAAAGCACUCUCAUGGGAGUGGAUUUCUGGAAAGACGCCGCCGCCUAUGAAGAUGAGGUCGCUAAAACGCUUCAACGAGCCCUAACUCUAGACCUGCAUACCCAAUUCCCCUUCAACAUGGGCACUGAGCAAGGCCCUCGUCUCCAGGAUGUCCCCAAGAUACAGCGCCAUCUGAGUGCGGUAGAACUUCCUGCACUUUCUGGUCUUCGACGUCGUUCUAGCGUGAAAGGUACUACUGCGCGUAUCAAAGGUCUUGCCCGCCAUGUGCGAACUCCUUCGUUUAUUGCGCCUCCGUCGGCUUUGGAUCUGAAGUUAUCACUUGAUACUACUUCCCAGGUAGUCAGUGAUUCCAAAAGUACUACUGUUCGGGCCGUUGAGAUCUUGUCUCGUUCUCCGAAUACUUCCAUCGAUUUUCCUAUUACCUCAGGUCUGGCUACGCCUGUCAAACCGAUUCAGUUCUUCCGCGGCGGUCCAUCUUGGGGGGAGCUUCCCAGAAGCAAGGCGACUCUGGGACUGGAUUUGUUCUCUAGUAUUGAAGAAGAAGAAAAGGAUGAUGACAUCCUUGCUAUCAUUGAGCUGAAGCCGCUGUGUGAGUUUCGGAACCUUCGUUCCCUCAAGCUCACCGGUAUGCUGCGCUCGUACCAAGUGUACAUUUGGCAGGCUGUUUGGCUGAAUCCCAACCUUGAAGCUCUGCAUUUGGCUAUGGCGCUUGAGCCGGGUAUUCUUUCCAUCCAGAGCACCGAGUGGAAACAGAUCAAGACUGGUUGGAAGAUGAGUGGAAAGCAGUAUGCUUAUCCGGUUUACUAUGGACAUUACGGCACUGGCGAAUUGAACCCAGACAUUGGAUACGGCGAGUAUCUCGACAAACAUGCCAUCGAAAAGGCCAAGAUCUGUGCGAUGGCUAUGGGCCCCACUUCGAAACGUCUGGGGAUCAAGACCAUCUCGCUUUCCGGCUUCGUCGUUGAUGCUGACCCAUUCUUGCACUGGUUUGAUCCGGAGAAGCUGCGGACUAUUCAUUUCAAGGCACACUGUGUGGAUGCAGGAUUGUGGUUACCUCGCAACAUGCGGAAUGUCACUAUUCGCCUGUCUAAGCCUUUUGACUUGGAGGCUGUUCCCAUUGGCAUUGUCACACUGAACUUGUUGAAGGAUCUGAGCAUGAUCACGUUGGUGAAGGGGCGCAAGGUGAGCCAGGUUGCGUUUGAGCAUUGGGAUACAGAGGAGUGGGACAGUCUUUUCAGUCCCAUGUCCAGAUCUACUUCUGGAUGA
This is a messenger RNA of Penicillium canescens, 1290 nucleotides long. RefSeq lists its product as uncharacterized. NCBI's taxonomy places the organism in Eukaryota, Fungi, Ascomycota, Eurotiomycetes, Eurotiales, Aspergillaceae. The record is from RefSeq and is a predicted model, not a curated record. Bases 1 to 1290 code for a protein of 429 amino acids. The transcript has 3 exons.